This is a messenger RNA of Diachasma alloeum, 2298 nucleotides long. RefSeq lists its product as uncharacterized. Gene Ontology annotation, biological process: positive regulation of cell population proliferation; fibroblast growth factor receptor signaling pathway; positive regulation of protein phosphorylation. The record is from RefSeq and is a predicted model, not a curated record. The transcript has 3 exons. Gene Ontology annotation, cellular component: cytoplasm. The coding region runs from base 1 to 2298 and encodes 765 amino acids. Lineage: Eukaryota; Metazoa; Arthropoda; Insecta; Hymenoptera; Braconidae. Gene Ontology annotation, molecular function: fibroblast growth factor receptor binding; growth factor activity.
AUGCCCGGUGAGAUCGAUACGGGCGGGCCAAGGGUGCUGCAUCGUAAUCCCGACUGUCCAAAAUCGGUCUUCACUCAGGAGGAGGACAACACGGUGCAGCCCGCUGAGUAUGAGAAUACUGGUGACCAACGUGGAGUCACUUGCUGGCCUGGACUAUCGAGAGAAUCCUGGCAAGUGCAGAAGAGAAGGAGAAGAGAGUGGAGACGCAGACGAGUGUCUGAAAAGUCCACCGUUACUAAUGACAGCAAUAAGCUCGUGGGGAGUCAUCAGGAAGUGGCGCAUUGUCUUCAUGACUGGAAGACAGAAGCAUCAGAUCAUCGGCAGGAUCAACGAGAUUCUGUUGAACCCCAGUGGGAUCCUCACUUUCGCCUGGGCGCCGUGGAAACAGCCCUGCGAGGAUCUCCAGAGUCUUCUGAGGAGUCUAGUCAAUGUUUUUCAUCAUCGAAUAAUCAUAGAUACAUCAGCAUCAGCUCAAAUGAACAAGUUAGUUGUCAGUACAGAGUGAUUAAUACGUGGUUUGUUAAUUCACGUGACAAUCGUGCGGAGUGUAAAUUUAAUGUUGAAGGGAGAAAGACUAAAUGGCCGUCGAAGAGACAAUUUUAUUUCGAGUGUGUGCUACUAUUACUGCUUAUUGUGAUUGGACACACGAGGGUAGUGAAAACGAGUUUAAGGAUAGCUACUGUUGGUACGUUGUUCGGGGUAGUCGAAGCCGCUCCGGUAGACCUGGACGCUGGCAUCCGGGCCGAGAGGUCAGCCAAUUUGUCGCACAUCACUGGGGCAUCGAGGAAAAUACGGAUGUACAUAAAAAAUCGGCAUCUUCAAAUACUGCCGGAUGGCACUGUCAACGGAUCCAACGACGACACUUCAGAUUACACAAUAUUCCAAAGGACAUCAGUGUCUCGGGGGCAACUACGAAUACAGGGCGUUGCUACUUGUCUCUAUCUCUGCAUGGAUUCCUGUGGUCUGCUCUACGGCUCCCAUGAAUAUACAGAGGACUGUUUAUUCAACGAGACGCUGGAGCAGCACAACUACAAUACCUACAGCUCAGUCAGAUGGUCAACACCCCGGAAGACCCUGUACUUAGGCUUGAAUCGUCAUGGGCAACCGAGAAGGGUGCAAGCGCGUGGGCAUAACUUGGGUAGACUAUCGGCUUACGCAAGAGUCCUCACUCAAGUAGCCCCACCAGAUCGUGUUGAGGCACUUCAGAGUCGUAUGCUGGGUGCUCAGCACGGUGUCCGUCAUCAUCACAAUGCCCACCAUUACAGACAUCUCCAGCAGGCAAUAUGCCCAACCCUUCCGCCGCAAGAGAAAGAUGGUCGAGAUAGAUUCCGAUGUCGCAAACGGAAAAAACGAAAAAAAAGAAAGAGACAAUGCGAAGAGGGUGAGCAACCUGGUCCUCAUUGUGAAGUUCAUCGAGGAGAUGGUGGACAUCACGCAAAGGCGGAAGUCACUGGUGGAGGACCACCAGCGUCCAAGCGUUCAUGCGAGGAUGCGGCUAGUGAUGAAUUUUGUCGCCGUCAGGCACUCGAUGCACCGUCAAAAAAGAGAAAAUCUCGGAUAGAAGUUGACAGCAAGAAGGAUGACAAUUAUCAGCUGAGAAAGAAAGAAGUGAAAAAGAAGAAUGGGAAGAAGUCCACUUCAACUGACACGAGAUCUUCAACAGACCCGAGAUCUACCAAGUCCACGGCAAUUGGUGCUGAACGCAGGGAACGAGUUCCGAAGAGAAGCAAUCAAGGAAAGAAGAAAAUUCCGUACCGAUCAACUAGGACAACGCUCCCAGUGCCGCUGAAUUAUUCUAACCAAAGCUCGAUAUCAUGGAAGUCAACGUCUACAACAGUUAUGGUGUCGAACAAUCAAAAACUGUCAACUUCAGCGAAGAAUGCUGUCACGGGUUCUGUGAAGAUGGAAAUGUCGAGAUUGGGAAAGGGGUUGAAUUUUGUGCCUGGGAAGAGUUUGGACUUGGGAACAACUACUUCUGUUGAUGAUUUUGAGGAGGAUAGCAUUUUGUCAUCACCCUUUCAAGUCUCGGAAGAGCCAUUUGUGACUAGCUUCACUGAGGAUUUGUCUGCGGAUGUCAGUGGAGAAGAUGUUGACAGUGAUGAACAAACCACUCUGGCUGUUGAUUAUAGCACUGUAAUGACCACCAUGGACACUACCCCACCUGAGAGGACUGAGGAUUAUACCAAGGCCACAACCCCAACGGUCUUGGAGUCACUGAAGGGCAGUCGAAGACUGGUUGAUGAAGCUGAUGCCUCGGGAAUUCUUGCAAGAUUCUCCAUUGGUAGACUCGCUAUGUAA